Molecule: messenger RNA, 2066 nt
Organism: Castor canadensis (American beaver)
Lineage: Eukaryota; Metazoa; Chordata; Mammalia; Rodentia; Castoridae
Gene: Vegfc
Product: vascular endothelial growth factor C
Biological process (GO): vascular endothelial growth factor signaling pathway; sprouting angiogenesis; positive regulation of angiogenesis
Cellular component (GO): membrane
Molecular function (GO): vascular endothelial growth factor receptor 3 binding; growth factor activity; chemoattractant activity
Source: RefSeq, a predicted model, not a curated record
ACUUCAGGGAAGGGGAGGGAGGAGGGGACCCGGGCUCUGGUGGCUCUAGACCAGUUGAACCUAGAGGGGCAUUUGGGCUUUCCCCUCCUCUUUGCAAAGAGCAAAACCAAAACCGCGAACCGUGGAGCCUUCCUCCCUCGCCCUCGCUUCACCUCGCCGGCUGCGAACCAGGGGAGCUCGGAUGUCCGGUUUCCUGUAAGGCUUUUACCUGACACCGGUCGCCUUUCCCAGGCACUGGCUGGAAGGGCGACUUGCAAAGUUGGGAACGCAGAGCCCCGGACCCGCUCUCGCCGCCUCCGGCUUGCACAGGGGGGUCACCGGGAGGAAAUUAGGAGUAAAAGGGACGAGGAGGGGCGCUCACGCCCCCACCCUGCCCCCUCCAGAGGACCGGCCUCCCCACUCCCGGUCCUUCCACCAUGCACUUGCUGGGCUUCUUGUCUCUGGCGUGUUCCCUGCUCGCCGCUGCGCUGCUCCCGGGUCCGCGAAAGGCGCCCGCCACCGCCGCCGCCUUCGAGUCCGGACUCGGCUUCUCCGACGCAGAGCCGGACGCGGCCGAGGUCAAGACAUAUGCAGGCAAAGAUCUGGAAGAACAGUUGCGGUCUGUGUCGAGUGUAGAUGAACUCAUGACUGUCCUAUACCCAGAAUACUGGAAAAUGUACAAGUGCCAGUUACGGAAAGGAGGCUGGCAACACAAUAAAGAACAGCCCACCCUCAGCACAAGGGCAGCAGAGACUGUAAAAUUUGCUGCUGCACACUAUAAUACAGAGAUCCUGAAAAGUAUUGAUAAUGAGUGGAGAAAGACUCAAUGCAUGCCACGUGAGGUGUGUAUAGAUGUGGGGAAGGAGUUUGGAGCAGCAACAAACACCUUCUUUAAACCUCCAUGUGUGUCCGUCUACAGAUGUGGAGGCUGCUGCAACAGUGAGGGGCUGCAGUGCAUGAACACCAGCACAGGCUACCUCAGCAAAACGUUGUUUGAAAUUACAGUGCCUCUCUCUCAAGGCCCCAAACCAGUAACAGUCAGUUUUGCCAAUCACACUUCCUGCCGAUGCAUGUCUAAACUGGAUGUUUACAGACAAGUUCAUUCAAUUAUUAGACGUUCUCUGCCAGCAACAUUACCACAGUGUCAGGCAGCCAACAAGACUUGCCCCACAAAUUACAUAUGGAAUAAUCACAUCUGCAGAUGCCUGGCUCAGCAGGAUUUUCUUUUUUCCUCAAGUGCUGGAGAUGACUCAACAAAUGGAUUUCAUGACAUCUGUGGACCCAACAAAGAGUUGGAUGAAGAGACCUGUCAGUGUGUCUGCAAAGGGGGGGUUCAGCCUUCCAGCUGUGGACCCCACAAAGAACUAGACAGAAACUCAUGCCAGUGUGUCUGUAAAAACAAACUUUUCCCCCACUCAUGCGGGCCCAACAGAGAAUUUGAUGAAAACACAUGCCAGUGUGUAUGCAAAAGAACCUGCCCAAGAAAUCAACCCUUAAAUCCUGGAAAAUGUGCCUGUGAAUGUACAGAAAAUCCACAGAAAUGCUUCUUAAAAGGAAAGAAGUUCCAACAUCAAACGUGCAGUUGUUACAGACGACCAUGUACAAAUCGACUGAAGCAUUGCGAGCCAGGAUUUUCAUUUAGUGAAGAAGUAUGUCGCUGUGUCCCUUCAUAUUGGAAAAGACCACAUAUGAACUAAUAUUGUACUACUUUCCAGUUCAUCAUGUUCCUAUCAUGAAAACUGUUGCCACGUAGAACUGUCUAUGAACAGAGGGACCCUAUGGGGCCAUGGUAACAAAGACCGAAGUCUGUGUUUCCUCCACCAUAAGAUAACUAUAGAAAUGAACUGGAACUCAUCUGCAAAUGGCCUAUUUUAAAGACUGGUUUUCUGCCAAUGACCAAGCAGCUGAGGCUUUUCCCUUGUGAUUUUAAAAAAAGAAAAAAUAAUGACUAUAUAAUUUAUUUCCACUAAAAAUAUUGUUUCUGCAUUCAUUUUUAUAGCAAUAACAAUUGGUAAAUCUUACUGUGAUCAAUAUUUUUAUAACAUGCAAAAUAUGUUUAAAAUAAAAUAAAAUUGUAUUAUAAGCUG